This is a messenger RNA of Zeugodacus cucurbitae (melon fly), 1759 nucleotides long. Its product is annotated as endoribonuclease CG2145. The coding region runs from base 252 to 1442 and encodes 396 amino acids. The record is from RefSeq and is a predicted model, not a curated record. The transcript has 5 exons. Gene Ontology annotation, molecular function: RNA endonuclease activity. Lineage: Eukaryota; Metazoa; Arthropoda; Insecta; Diptera; Tephritidae.
GUGCGGUCAGAAUGUGUUUAAACAUAUGGUUGAAUAGUACUUCCAUCCAACAGAACUUGCAAGCAAAUGAAUUAGUAAGUGACGGGUGCCGACGCUGAAUAGCCAGCAAUGCAACAUAUUCAGCUAAAGCUCGUUGAUGAGCAAUAUAUUUCUGUAUUAUUCUCAAGUUCGCUCAUUUCGUUGCUCUGAGUUACCAAUUUUAAACGCUCCCUCGCACAUUCCAUGGAUACACGCUCUCCUUCGCUGCGCUAAUGAUCAUGUUGAGAUCACAAGCUAAAGAUCAACAAAGCUUUUAUCAGACUGUAGAAGAUAUUCGUGGAUUAUGGAAGCGUGAUAAAGUUGUGUGUAAAAAUAAAAACCAUAAAACUAAAAGUAUUGAACGACAGAAUAAUAACAAACGACCAAUGUGUGCGGCUACAAAUAAUACACAAUACAAUUUCAAUAAUAAUAAUCAACAAAAUAAUGUCGAAACCAAUUCGAGUGGUUCAAAUACACAUUUGGAUAAAGAUAAAUGUGAGAAACUCAAACGUUUCAUUUUAAUUGGAGUGCUGGCAGUGUUCGGUAUUGUUGGCUGGCACAUCUACGAGUAUUUCUAUGCGGGCAAAGGUGGUGGCGGCGAUGAUGGCACCUUUGUUGAACACGAAAUUAUUGACCUCACGCAGCGUCUUUUUGCUGACGAAGUGCGUAUAAACAAUUAUCCGAUCAACGUGAAUUUCCAGGGCAAAACAAAAUCAUUUGCACGCGACGAUCGCGCUGCAGAGCCUCUUCUAAAAACAGAUGACGCUUUGUACACAACAGACGCUUCAACCACCAUUCCAUUGUUGCGUAGACUAUUCGACAACUAUUUGCUCGAUGUGAAUGCAGUAGAAACCACCACAGAGGAACAGGCACAGGAAGAGCUGGACUUUCUCAAUGCGGUGCUUAAAACUUCCAUAAUGAAGCAUACAAUGUUAUUUCUGCAACAGCGAGGUCUCGUUGCCGCCAAUUACAAGGCGCAAAUUGAAUUACUGAAGAGAGUUUGGUUUACACAGUAUUCACGCUCCAGAGGUCGCAUGGGUAGUUCAGGUUUUGAGCAUGUCUUCUUGGCUGAACUGCGUGAUGACAACAUUUUGGGUUUACACAAUUGGAUUUACUUUCAUGAACAAGAAGCACAAGGCAAUUUAGAUUAUAAAGGGUUUAUCGAGAAAAUACAAUUGGAUAAGAACAAAUAUGUACUUGCCACACGUUUUACAUUCCACAAUCAUGUGAAACCCUAUAAUACGCUUUUUAUUGGCACCUCCCCGGAAUUCGAGCUGAGUGUUUACACUGUCUGCUUCCUGUUGCAUGUGGAAGAACCAUGUCCGGUGCAGAUGGGCAAUACGAAAUUCAAUAUUAAUACAAAUGCUUGGGAUUGGCAUGGACGAAAGACAUUGGCAGCAGCUUAUCCGAGUUUGGAAAAAUGAAAUGUGUAAUUUGCUGAAAAGCUUUCACGCCGUUCAAAGCCCGGAGGCUAUAGUAUUGCUGAAUUUUUUUAUAUUAAAUUAACAUAUUUUUAAUUAAAUGUGUAGGUAUGUAUGUAUCUUCAAUAUACAUAUGCAUUUAAUACAUAAAUUGAAUGUGUUUAAUUUACAAUUUUGUGCAAUUUGUAAAGUGCUUUCUGAUAAGGAGAUGAGACACCUGUGUCAAUAUGAAUAUAAUCAGCUAUUUGAAGAAGGAGCAAGCAUACCUAAUACAUCGCUGUAAUACUGCUAUUAUUUAAAUAAAGCAGUUAUCCGUAUUA